Ipomoea nil (Japanese morning glory) is the source of this 1501-nucleotide messenger RNA. Its product is annotated as multiple organellar RNA editing factor 8, chloroplastic/mitochondrial-like. The transcript has 4 exons. NCBI's taxonomy places the organism in Eukaryota, Viridiplantae, Streptophyta, Magnoliopsida, Solanales, Convolvulaceae. The record is from RefSeq and is a predicted model, not a curated record. Gene Ontology annotation, cellular component: mitochondrion. Bases 59 to 1228 code for a protein of 389 amino acids. Gene Ontology annotation, biological process: cytidine to uridine editing; mitochondrial mRNA modification.
UCCUUCUUCUCAUAUCUUCGAAGGUUUUAAGAGAGUACCAUAAACCCUAGUUGCAGGUAUGGCGACCUUGUUAUCUCGUUCUCUCAUCACCGCCGGAAAGCAGCUCUUUCGCUCGUAUUCCUCUCUUACUCCGCCACGCAACUUUCUCGCUUUCUCCUCCUUCCGCCUCCGCCCGCUCGUGUCAGUCUCCCCCGCCGUCUGUCAACUCUAUCCAGCCGCGUACACUGCAGUAAGGGGACUGGCGACUCGCCAGACCUCCUCAUCCCUCAAUGAUCCCAAUCCUAACUGGUCCAAUCGUCCCCCGAAAGAGACUAUAUUGCUCGACGGCUGUGAUUUCGAGCAUUGGCUCAUUGUGAUGGAGAAGCCGGAGGGCGAUCCGACAAGAGAUGAGAUUAUUGAUAGUUACAUCAAAACCUUAGCUCAGGUGGUUGGAAGCGAGGAAGAGGCUAGGAUGAAGAUCUACUCUGUCUCAACCAGGCAUUAUUAUGCAUUUGGGGCUCUUGUGUCAGAGGAACUCUCUUACAAAUUGAAAGAAUUAAAAGGAGUUCGGUGGGUGCUCCCAGAUUCUUAUUUGGAUGUUAAAAACAAGGACUAUGGAGGAGAGCCAUUUAUAAAUGGGCAAGCUGUACCAUAUGAUCCCAAAUACCAUGAGGAGUGGGUGAGAAACAAUGCCCGGGCCAAUGAGAGAAACAGGCGCAAUGACAGACCUCGCAACUUUGAUAGAUCGAGGAACUUUGAGAGGAGGCAGAUGGCUAAUCAAAAUGCUCAGAACCCUGGUCCUAGGCCAAACUAUCAACCUGCUCCAGGCCCAAACCAGGGCAACUAUGCGCCGGGCCCAAACCAGGGAAACUUUGCUCCGGGACCAAACCAGGGCAACAACAAUCCGAGCAACUAUGGUCCAGGACCCAACCAGAGCAACUCUGCUUCAUGGCCAAACCAGAACAGCUCUGCCCCAGGCCCAAACCAGAACAACUAUGCACCAGGGCAGAACCAGAACUACCCUCCUCCGCCUGGGCCAAACCAGCACAAUUACCCUCCUCCUCCAGGGCCGAAUCAGCACAACUACCCUCCUCCAGGUCCUAACCAACACAUGUCUGCUAACUAUGCUCCAGGGCCAAACCCAAACUACUAUUCUCAAGGGCCUAAUCAGAACAAUUAUGCUCCAAACAUGGAUGGCAGAAACCCUUCCCAGAAUCAGAACAUCCCCCCUCCUAACUAUCAUCAGUAGGAACUGUGCAAAGAAUGUAGCUCCGGACUUCCAAAAGUUUAGGAUUUUUUUGUUGAAAGGUACUAUCAUGAAUGUUGUUUGGUUUCAUGAUCUCAUGUUAAGACUUGUUCUACAGUGAAAAAUUCUGUAGUUAUAAUGGAUGUGAUGUCUGUAUAAUUGCGUUGGUGUGUAUGGCAAAUGAUAGCCAUGGCAUGGACCUGUCACCAGGGAAACAAUGUUGCAAUGGUAGCAGCAAUAGUAAUGCGCUGUCUCAGCGUUUCGUUUGGUUUUUCA